Molecule: messenger RNA, 420 nt
Organism: Ostreobium quekettii
Lineage: Eukaryota; Viridiplantae; Chlorophyta; Ulvophyceae; Bryopsidales; Ostreobiaceae
Source: the annotation of a GenBank genome assembly
AUGCAAGUGCACGACGUGGCAAAAUUCUUGGAACGUGGAAUGAGGGAAUGCCGGCGAUGUGACCUGUCGCAGGGUGACGUCCUGAGCGUCGCUCAGCUGGCGGGCAUCAUGGGUGCAAAGCACACUUCGCUACUCAUACCGCUGUGCCACAACGUUCUCCUCAGGAAGGUCGACGUGCGCCUGACGCUGGACGACGCCAACCGGUGCGUUGGCGUGCGCUCGGAGGCGCGGACCCUGGGGCCCACGGGCGUGGAGAUGGAGGCCCUGACGGCCGCCGCGGUGGCCGCGCUCACCGUGUACGACAUGGUCAAGGCGGCGUCCAAGGGCAGCGUCAUCAGCGACCUGCGCUUGGAGCGCAAGAGCGGCGGCAAAAGCGGGGAGUUUGACAGGGACGGUGGUGUAGCACAGGGAGAGCAGUAA